AUGCUCAUUGAGCUUGCUAAAAAUACGUCAAAAGAUAUUCUGUUUAAGGUUGCGCUAACUGCACAGUCCUUACAGGAUGAUGUGGAACUCGUUGAAGAUUCGGUAAGUGAAGAAUCCAGUUCAGGUGACGAGGAACCGGAGGAAAAUGACAUAAUUUUGAAGGACGACGAAAAGCCGAAGUGUGCCUUUAUAGACGAUGAGGCGGAGGAAUCGGAUGGUGGUGAGGAUGACGAUGAGGCGGAGAAAUCGGAUGGUGGUGAGGAUGACGGUGAGGAGACAAUUUUGGAGGAGGGGCUAAAGAUUGACUCU
Gongylonema pulchrum is the source of this 309-nucleotide messenger RNA. Lineage: Eukaryota; Metazoa; Nematoda; Chromadorea; Rhabditida; Gongylonematidae. The record is from the annotation of a GenBank genome assembly.